CUGACAAUUAGUUGCCGUCUUAUGCUCGUCGCCAAAAGUCGUCGCUUCUUGCCCCGCACUCGGCGCUGAACCCAACUCAGAACUCAAAGUUUGCACAACAGUUCCACACAGUUCCACAUCCACAACCCCAAGGAACCCCCAAACGAUCGUGUGAUAUUCCGAAACCCAAUUCGACAUCAAAAUAAUCGAAAUCUAACCAUCUAAUAUAGUUCUACAAAAAAUUCGUGUAAAUCUGUGAAUUUUGUAAUAAAGUGUAAAUUCUGUGUGCCACAGAUCAUGAGAUCGACCAAUCUAUUCAGAAGUUGGAAACUAAGGCCACAACAUGAAACGUAGGAAAAGCAGAAACAAAACGCCAAACGCUGAUUUCAAACGUUCCAGAACUGGAGUCAUGUCAUGGGAUUGUUAUAUAAAGGUUCCAGACUCUUGAACAUAAUUCUGGAUUCCCUGGAAGAUCAAGAGGGUGGAGCUAUGUACAUAUCGUGCGAUGUCUCAAACGGAGGUCCCGUGGAACCAGAGACGGGCUAUGUGCCCAACAAUCCCUUAUUCGGCCUGGCGCUGGACAGCCCGCAGCAAGAGUGCGCUGCAUCCUGCGUCGGCUGCCUGUCCUGCCAAGGCAACACCGCCCUGCCCAUCUCCUCGCUCACCAGCAGCGACUUCGACUGCGGCGGCUGCUUCGAUCCCACCAUCGGCGUUGGAAUCGGCAUCGGUAUCAGCGGCGGCGGUGGCCACAUCCAGAUCAACACCACUCCGCCGGCUAGCAGCGGCAGCAACCUAACGGGCACCGGUGCAGGUAGCGGCAACAACGCCGGCAACGGCAGCAACAGCUACUGGAGCACCGACGAGAUGGCUUCCACCUUCCCCGGCCUGCCGCCCCUGGACAUUGACCCGCUGCCCAGCCUGUUCCCCUUCUCGCCGUGCGGCGCCUCCUACAACUUCGCCGGCAAUCCGCACCAGGCCUCGCUGUCCUACACCGUCCAUCCCCACCAGAUGCUCAUCUCGCCCAACGGUGGCCAGCAGCACGGACAUGGCAACCACCAGUCCCAGCACCAGCAUCACCAGCACCUACACUCGCAGCAAGCGCAGAACCAGGCAUCGCACGGCGGGAACACGCUCCUCCAAGGCAGCAGCAGCAACGGAGGCGGUCCCGGAAGCGGCUCGUGCUACUAUGAGGCGGGACCCAGUGCCCCGACAGCCGCAGCGGCCAUGUACCCCAGCAUGAGUGUGAACGUGAGCAUGAACAUGACCAUGCACCACGGCUACGGGGCCGCCGACGGCACAGGAGUGCCCAUGCAGUGCUCCCAGAUGAACUGGACGCCACCCAGCAGUUCCUCGGCGGUGAAUGUGCUGUACCCGCCGCUGCUGAGUCCCACCCACUACCCUGCCUCGGCCACCUACUCUUUCACGGCGGACUUCCGUGCGCCUGUCCCGACACCCACAGGACUGGGGUCUUUGCCGCCGCUGGCCGUCGGUGACAAGGAGUCGCCGUCGCCGCCUGCCCCCAGCACAUCCGCCGCCCUGGGCUACUAUGCCGCGGGCGUGGGUGGAGGCCAGAGCUACACGCCGCCCCACAAGAGCCCUGGGAGCGGGUACCAGGUGGGGGCGUCGGCCUUGGGGCUGGGACUAUCUGCAUUCGACGACGAUGGGGAGGACAGCACCGAGGAUGGGGACGGCAGCGCCGCCGGCGAUUUGAAGCCGAACCUGUGCCGGCUCUGCGGGAAGACGUACGCCCGGCCCAGCACACUGAAGACGCACCUACGCACCCACUCUGGCGAGCGGCCGUAUCGCUGUCCGGACUGCAACAAGAGCUUCUCCCAGGCCGCCAACCUGACGGCCCACGUACGCACACACACCGGCCAGAAGCCGUUCCGCUGUCCCAUUUGUGAUAGACGCUUCUCGCAGAGCUCCAGCGUCACCACGCACAUGCGCACGCACUCCGGGGAGCGGCCGUACCGUUGCUCCUCCUGCAAGAAGUCCUUCUCGGACAGCUCCACCUUGACCAAGCAUCUGCGCAUCCACAGCGGCGAGAAGCCCUACCAGUGCAAGCUGUGCCUGCUCAGGUUCUCGCAGUCGGGCAACCUCAAUCGGCACAUGCGCGUCCAUGGCAACAACAACAACAAUGGCAGCAGCAGCGGCAGUGGCAGCAACGGUGGUGGCAGCAGCCUCCUCACAUGACAAAAGCCACGCAGUGCAGGCGGUUUUCAGCACUAUCACCCCCCGCACCAGCACCCGAAUCAUCUACAUCAUGUGCACCACCAGCACGCAGCACAUCAGCACCACCACCAGGCCCACGCACACGGCCACUCCCACAUGAGCAACUACGACUACGGGAACUACAGCAUCAGCGACUACACUCCACCCGGCGCCACACAAAACUAUUCAGGGUAUUAUUUCUGCGCACUCAACAAGCCGCCCAAGUUCGAGCGUUUCUACUAGAGCCCCAUAAGAGAUAUAGGGACAUACAUAUAGGGAUAAAUAUACAUACAUAUACAGAUAUAGGUAGCAUCUACCAGGUACACACGCUCAGAACAAAGUUCAUGAAAAUGGAACAAUGGAACAAUGGCCCAACAGCCAAAUUCGAAUGGUGGAGAUGAUUUAUCCUUGCAGAAAACACUUCUCAUUGGUUUCAGCAAAGUCAUUCAAACACAAACUGAACUAAAUAUUAAAGGUAUUCUUAAAGCAGCAUUUGAUGUGCAAUGGAUUAUUCUAACGUAAAUUUAAAAUUUCAAAUGAGCCACACAAAUGAUCCAUAUUAUUUCGGAUUGUUUAAUAGAAUAUCAUUAUACUGCAAGGGAUAAAUCAAGUAGGUACUUAAAAAGUUGUUAACGGUAAACAUUAAAUAUUCAGAGAGAGAGAGAGAGCCUCCAAGUGCCGCUCCAGAAUGCAGUUUAAAAUGCUCAAAUUGAUGUUUCUGUUGGAUCGAGGAUAAUUAAGCAAAUAUCGCGACGGAUCCGUAUCCGGUCUAGCCCUAAGUGCUUCACUGUACAUACAUGCAUACAUAUAGACUUAUAUACAUAUUGUAUUUAUUAUAUUCGCAUAGCAUUCAUAUAUACAUAUAGAGUACAUUCGUACGCAUGUAAGGUAGUUGAAAAACACGCAUAAAUCUAUUCAAAAAAAUUAGCCAACGAAGUAGACAUUAAGUCAGAUGAAUACACCCUCACAACACAGCAGCACCCAAAAUGAGAAAAUUUAAACACACACAGACACACUUACAAGUUAAUCAUAUAAAUAGUUUUAGCGUUUAAGUUUACAUUUAGGACAGGUGCUUUGAUUGAUCUAAGUCAACGUUUGCGUAUACCGAAGCAAAGUAUGAAUAAUAAAUAUCGAAAAGUAUUUAUAAAGUUAUUACAACACAGAGUAACCCUACUUUAUUUUUGACAGCUUUCGUUAACAGGAAUUAUUAAUCAAUUAAUGUUCGACAAUGACAGACAGUGAGCCUGAGUGCAAAAGGUGACUACAUGAAACGGGGUUUUAGGAGAACUGAAGUAUGGAAUUUUCGUCUUUUCCCAGCUGUAUGGCUGUAUCCAUGUCCUUGGGCUUGAGCAUGGUGCUGGAGUAUGUUUACGCCACGCCGGAGUCGCCCGACCCUUUACCUUUGGAGCAGGACUUGAAUAAGGCAAGAGGUUCGGCGUCGACUAGCCAAAAACAUCACCGCAAUCGACUAAGAGAGAACCAAGAGGAUCAUUUAUACAAGUGCCUUUUCUGCCAGGAGGUGUUCGCAAGCCGCUACGAUCGCAAUACACAUCAGAAUUGUCACCAGAAAGAGAAUAAUCUCAAGUCGUUCCGUUGUGGGUGGAAGCAAUGCUCUCGCGGCUUCGAAACCGAACUCAGUAUGGUGAAACACCAACGUAUAAUGGGACACCACAACUGGAAGGAUAGUUGCUGCCGCUGCAAGCUGCUUUACCCGAAUUCCCAAUCGCUAAUGGCACACUCAAAAUCAAAGAAAUGUGAUAUUGUCUCUAAAAAUACAUAGUAUAGUGAGGAGGCGUAACAGAAAAAUUGUAUUUGAAUGGCAGUGAACAGAUAUUGCUUCAACAAAUAUUAUCUACUAAAUAAACAGCUUCUGUGUCCCCGCCGCAUAUGAGGCGCGGCCCAUUCGUAUCAAAGGAAUUGAUGGCUUUGCGAAUUCCGGUCAACACGCCAUCCACAUUGACCAGCGAACGCAAACGAUCCCCACUCAGCCAGGCGCUGUUGCCAUCUAGAAGGUUUCGGUCGCCUAUCCCCUUGUUAUCCGACCACAUCCAGACCUCGCCUUCCUCGGCGGCUGUGAACACCUUCGAGGGAUCGCUACGAUGGAAGGCGAUGUCGGUAAUGGCACUUUCAUGUGCACUCAGGUAAGAGGAAGGUAACUGCAAGUUGCGCAGAUCCCACACCGUUAUAGUGCCCUCUUCAGUGCCGCAAAGAAGAAUGUGGUGCUGCACGGGAUGCGUACCCAGGGCGGAAACAAAGUUGGAACUUUUUUCGUCCUUGCUGCCCACCAUGAUGGAAAUUUUUUCCUGCGCCGCGGUGGAAG
Drosophila miranda is the source of this 4510-nucleotide messenger RNA. RefSeq names its product protein glass. Gene Ontology annotation, molecular function: RNA polymerase II cis-regulatory region sequence-specific DNA binding; DNA-binding transcription factor activity. Lineage: Eukaryota; Metazoa; Arthropoda; Insecta; Diptera; Drosophilidae. The transcript has 6 exons. Bases 394 to 2172 code for a protein of 592 amino acids. Gene Ontology annotation, biological process: regulation of transcription by RNA polymerase II. The record is from RefSeq and is a predicted model, not a curated record.